GAGAUACCUAGUAUACGCAUAGUUUUCGCGUUUAUGAAAUUUGUUGGAAAUGAACCAAGAGCCAAACGUUCGUGGACUGGAAUCAUACGAUGUUGUUUAAACGUUCUCUGGUGCUUUGGAGCUCUAUAUCUUGGCGUUUUGACGUUUUUCUUAGAGAAGGAUUUAACGUUUCUGAAAAUAACAGGUUCUAUAGACAAUAUCAUCUUAUUCAGUCACACUGCACUAAAGAUUGCUAGUUCCGGUUUACAACAGCCUAUGAUGUUUGGACUACUGGAAAGAAGAAGGCUUUAUUUUUGGGAUAUUGGAAACUCCAAUGUUGAAGAGAACAAAAAAUAUCGUAAAAAAGUAUUAAGAUAUGCCAGCUUCGUGAAUUGGUUUUUUCUAAUCGCCACAAUAUUUGCAUGUUCAUCCUUUGUACUUCAACCCUUAGUUUUUAGAAGAAAAGUACUUGGAUUCAAUACAUAUGUACCAGAAAGUAUUUCAUAUUAUGCAAUGGCUGUAUAUCAAUUUUAUAUUAUGCUUCUCGCACUUACAGGAGUACUACCUUUUGAUUUAUGCGUUACUUAUAUCCUCUGCCUUAUUUCGAUUCAGUGGAAAAGUUUAAAUACCGAAAUAAAAAAUAUUUUAGAUGAUGAGAUUGUUACACUGGAAGAUCAAAAAUUGUUUAAGACAAAGGUUAGAAGAUGUGUGGAGCACCAUAAUUUUUUAAAAAGAUAUAUUGAAGAUUAUAAUAAGUCGAUAUCGCUAGGAUUACUAGCAUACUUAUUAAUGUUUGUGAUGUCAAAUUGUCUCAAUUUGUUUAUUGUUUCGUCAGGACCAGAAGUACGGGAACUAGUAAAAUGUAUUUUAUAUCAAUUUAAUUUGGCAAAUCAGUUUAUACUAACAUAUGUCAUACCAGCCCAAUUCUUGUCUACAGAGACACAAAAAACAGAUGAAAUUAUUUUUGACACGAAGUGGUACAGCACUGCUUCUAAAGAUAAAAAGUUAUUUGUUUGGAUGAUCAGCUCAGUGGCUAAAAAAGAAGUAGCGUUAAACGCUGGAAAAAUUGUAACCAUAAAUUACCAAUUUUCUUUAAAGAUAUACCGAACCGUAUGUUCGUACUACAUGUUUUUGAGGACAUUGGGAAGAAAUUACUAAAAAUUACAAUAUACGAUGAAGAUGCCGAUUGGACUUUGACAAAACCGAAAUUGUUGGUCGUGUUAUUUAUAGCACGUUUAAAAUGUUUAAAAAUUGUUACUAUAUACAGUUGAGUCCCUGAAUCUUUACCCGUGCGUCAUCAUUUAAAGCAUACGAAAUAAGUCGAUCAUAAGUCGGAAAUUGAAAUUUACUAAACGCAACAGAAAGUGACAGUAAGUGACUUGCUCAGGGACUCAACUUUACUUCACGUAUUAUUAAAGUAUAUUAGAUAUUAGGUAUCUUGCAUUACAUUUUUGUCAAUGAAUAAAAAUAUAAAGUUGUUUAACAGAUAACAAAAAUAUAAUAU
Messenger RNA from Diabrotica virgifera virgifera (western corn rootworm), 1483 nucleotides. RefSeq names its product odorant receptor Or2-like. The coding region runs from base 34 to 1137 and encodes 367 amino acids. Gene Ontology annotation, biological process: detection of chemical stimulus involved in sensory perception of smell; sensory perception of smell. NCBI's taxonomy places the organism in Eukaryota, Metazoa, Arthropoda, Insecta, Coleoptera, Chrysomelidae. Gene Ontology annotation, cellular component: plasma membrane. The transcript is spliced from 6 exons. Gene Ontology annotation, molecular function: odorant binding; olfactory receptor activity. The record is from RefSeq and is a predicted model, not a curated record.